Molecule: messenger RNA, 289 nt
Organism: Staurois parvus
Lineage: Eukaryota; Metazoa; Chordata; Amphibia; Anura; Ranidae
Source: the annotation of a GenBank genome assembly
AUGGAACUGUCAGAAAUAGACUAUUAAUGACAGUUCUGGGACUGUCCUUCCAUGCAGCGGUUGAAAACAUUGUAUGUAUUUGUUUCCAUAAAUGGAUCCAUUUAUGGAAACAAAUACAUACAAUGUUUCAACCGCUGUAUGGAAGGACAGUCCCAGAACUGUCAUUAAUAGUCUAUUUCUGACAGUUCUAUGACAUUCCCUCCAUACAGCGGUUGAAACAGCUGUAUGGAGUGAAUGUCCCAGAACUGUCAGAAAUAGACUAUUUAUGACAGUUCUGGGACUGUCCUUC